GGGGCAAAGGGACAACAACAACAACAACCCCCCCCCCCCCCCUCAGCCCCUGGGGAGACAGAUACAGACACAGACAGAGAGACAGGGGGUGGCAGCGCCCGGGGGUUGUGAAGGGAAGAUAAAAUGUCCCUGUACGAUGAUUUAGGUGUUGAGACCAGUGACUCAAAGACGGAAGGCUGGUCAAAAAAUUUCAAACUCCUUCAGUCUCAGCUUCAGGUGAAAAAAGCGACACUUACACAAGCGAAGACCCAGCGCUCAAAGCAGAGCACAGUUUUAGCUCCGGUAAUAGACCUCAAGAGAGGCAGCUCUGGAGACGACAGGCAGAUUGUUGACACACCACCACACAUAGCAUCCGGUUUAAAGGACCCGGUACCAAGUGGAUUCUCUACAGGAGAGGUUUUGAUCCCACUGGCUGAUGAGUAUGACCCCAUGUACCCAAACGACUAUGAGAAAGUUGUGAAACGACAGCGUGAGGACAGACAGCGACAGCGUGAGCUGGAACGACAGAAAGAAAUUGAAGAAAGAGAAAAGCGAAGGAAGGAAAGACACGAACAACCCAGUGGGUUCUCGAGAAGACCAGAUCCAGAGUCAGACGAAGAUGAUGAUGAAAGAGAGAAAGAAAGGCGAAAACGAAGUAUGGGAGGAGCAGCAAUUGCCCCACCUUCAUCACUUGUUGAAAAGGACAAAGAACUCAUUCCAACUUUCCAGUAUGAGGAUGAAUCCAGAUCUCGUAGUGCACCUAGUAAGGCUGCGAUUCCCCCUCCGAUUUACGAAGAGCCUGAGAGACCACGGUCCCCACCUGGUCCCACCAACUCUUUCAUUGCAAAUAUGGGAGGCACAGUGGCACACAAAAUUAUGCAGAAAUAUGGCUUCCGCGAAGGACAAGGUCUGGGGAAACACGAACAAGGAUUGAGCACUGCACUGUCAGUGGAGAAGACAAGCAAACGAGGAGGAAAGAUUAUUGUCGGUGACAGUGCAGAAAAAGUAGAAAUGCCAGCCACUACCAAGAAAUCAGAAGCAAACCCACUGACAGAGAUCUUGAAAAAUCCCACAAAAGUGGUCUUAUUACGGAACAUGGUGGGGGCUGGAGAAGUCGAUGAUGACCUGGAAGGUGAAACCAAGGAAGAGUGUGAAAAGUAUGGGAAAGUGUCCAAAUGUGUCAUAUUCGAGAUUCCUGGGGCACCAGAUGAUGAGGCAGUCAGGAUAUUUGUGGAAUUUGAGCGGGUAGAGUCUGCAAUUAAAGCUGUUGUCGACCUGAAUACAAGAUACUUUGGUGGCAGAGUGGUGAAGGCCUGUUUCUACAACCUAGAUAAAUUCCGCCAGCUGGAUCUUGGGGACCUUUUCUAAAGACAUGAGUUGAAAAUGUUACCCGGCGGCAGCAGCUUUCUGCGUACAAUGUAAACAUCCCUGAGGUGUGCAAUGGUGAAGAAUUGGAAGAAGAAUUGUAUUUAAUUCUGAAAUGAUGCAACCAUCUUUAAUUGUAGCUGGCAUUAUAGUUCUCCUUAUCUUCACAUCCUCAAGAUCAGAUAUUAUUUCUUCUCAUGGUUGGAGAAGAGGGUUUGGAUUUAACAUCAAAGUCACCCAGAAUUUCUGUUCACUGGCCAGUGUGACAUGUUUCCAAUAUGCUUGUUUCCUUUUGUUUGGGAGGACACUAGAGUUACUCUGUAUUGUUUUCCACCUGAAUUUUACUUUGACUGUCAAAGUCAGAGUUUACUUUUGUAAGUUUCAUCGACUAUUAGAUGGGUGAUGACCUGAUCCGUAGACAAGUUGCAUUUUUAGAAAAUAUUUUCGUUCAUCAGCUUGAACUCUUCGGGAUCAAGAAGUUGAUGGUGAUGGCAGGGACAUUAUUAUUCCAAACUGUUCAGUCACUCCUUCCCUUCACCCACUAUGACCUGUGACGAACUUGUAAAAUGUUACAGUUAUUUAGCUUUCAGUGAGGUGAUAUGAUUCUGAAGAAAAUAAUACUACUCAACCUAUUAUCUGAUUACAUAGUGUGCUCAUAAAAUAUGGGUAUCCGGUUGGAGGCAUUGCAGUUUCUUGCUUAGUUGUCAUUAUUUCUUUUUUCUUUUCAGAAUUCACAUGCAGCUGGUAUAUAUUUGAUGGUGUAUCCAUGUUGACAAAAAGCAGAAAAACGUAAAUGAUUGUAAUAAUUUCUGUAAAUUAAGUUGUGUUUUAGGUAUGGGUAUUUGGAUUUUCAUCUUUAUACAGUGGUUAUGAUGAACUGUUUUGUGAUCAUUUGUUACAGUUGUUCAGAGCUAAUGAAUGUACGUUUUUACACCGUGCAUGUACUUUGUCUUGCAACACCAUUGGAACAGAGAUGCUUAUUUGUUUUUGUAUCAAAUUGAAGCAGUGAACAGCAGUCAUUACAAGAACUGUUGAAAAUCUGGUGAUGAAAACAUAGCAAUGAUAUGGGUCAUAUGCAAGUUGCUGUUCGCAAACAGGAGAUUUUUAUAUGUGUUAAUUGGCAUAAGAACGAAGAACCUCUUAAUAAAGAGUGUGUAAUCUUUGCCGCA
Molecule: messenger RNA, 2513 nt
Organism: Hemiscyllium ocellatum (epaulette shark)
Lineage: Eukaryota; Metazoa; Chordata; Chondrichthyes; Orectolobiformes; Hemiscylliidae
Gene: rbm17
Product: RNA binding motif protein 17
Exons: 12
Coding region: 124-1347 (407 amino acids)
Biological process (GO): alternative mRNA splicing, via spliceosome; mRNA cis splicing, via spliceosome
Cellular component (GO): precatalytic spliceosome
Molecular function (GO): RNA binding
Source: RefSeq, a predicted model, not a curated record